AUUUUCAGACCAAUUGAGGGCCUAUGUGAGUUCCUUGUGCAGACCAUCCCCGUGAGAGCCAAAAUAACUGUGUCCAAGAUGACUGCAUUGUAUCAAGCCAUUCCUAAGAAAGCCACUUCCCUCGCAAACAGGGUGGAGUCAGCCUCUGUGGGGGAUUUAUUUUUAAGUCUGGUCAGCUUAAGAACAGUCAGUCAGUUAGUGCCAGGCGGUCACUGGAGGCUCAUUUUGGUGGGCAGGUACAUGGCACCAUGGAAGAUUGAGUGGUUUAUCACAACAAUAAGGUGAGGAUUUCUGCAUCAGAGUCCUUGGUACCAGUGAUCCAGCUGUUGGAUUCAGGAGGCCCAGUACACAACGCAGCACCUGGACCAGCUAGGUCUCCGUCUAAGGCCGGUGACAGCUCUGGGCCUUCUCGCUGAAUGCCUGCUGGGGCUCUGAGUUCUGGGAGAAGUCCACCCAGGGCUGCAGUGUCCUGGGACUCCUGAUUAAUGGUCACACCUCUCCCUUGUGCCUCUCCGGCCCAGUGGCUGCUCAGGCAGUGCCCAGUAUUGCAGCUGAGCCUCCCAGAAGGUUGAUGUGUCCCAUCUUCGCGGCCUGUGUGCCGGACCAGGAAGGUGGUCUCUGCUCAGCCUCGGCACUGAGAAGCAGCGCCCGCCUGUGAAGGCUUUUCUCCUUUGCACAAUGUGACACAUUGCUUAUAGCAUUAGCAAGCUCAUGGAUUCUCAGUCUUCACUCUUUUAAUCACACCACUUGGCUGUUUACCAUGAGUCAAGCAUUACUAAGUGUUCUGCUGAUAUUAAUCAAUCUGAUGGUCAGAACAACUCCGACUCUAAGAAGCAUUUUCUAUUGGUUUCUUCACUUGAAAAAUGAAGCAACAACAGCUGGUGAAUGAAAGAGCCUGACCCAGGGAGAGGUGGUGCUGUCCUGUGUCCACCUGAGAGCAGGAACCGGUGGCCCUCCCUGCCUGUGCUGGGUCACCUCAAAUGCUUCGGGUAUAACAAGGGGCAGAAGAGGUUCACAGGGCCUCUUUUCUCACGCAUGCCUGAGUUUCCUAGUAACACGGACUCACUCCAGCAUGUCCUUUAUUCAUUUCUCUCUGAAUUAGAACAUCUGGCCUUGUAUUUGCAAAACAUCAAGUCCAGGAGUAGGACUUCUAAAUAGCUCAGCCUCGGGCUGUGUCCCUCAGCAGCGGCAGGAGAGCAGGAUGGAAUGUUGGGAGCCGCGUCUGUGAUAGCUCGCCUUGCGCGGCGGACGUGUGGCCUGUGGUAAAGAGCAAAGCCUGAGGUAGAUUACCCCUCCCAUCGAAUAUGUUAGUUUCCUGCUUACCGCGUAAACAACCCGCUCAACAAUAUAGUCUGCCUGGCAACUGAUGAUGUUAGCCAAUCAGCUUGCCUUGCUUACUUUAACAUGAUUGGACACUGUACCCGUAUAUAUACCGGUGCCACCCCUGGGCGGAAGAAGAAGCCAGGUAGAAGCCCAGAAGUAAAAGCCCAAAAGGAGCCGCGGAGAGCGGACCGGUAGAGGCUUUGGGGCAGACUGAAGCACAAAAGGAGCCGCGGGGAGCGGACCAGAGGAGGCUUCAGCUGGGAGAACCCAGGGCAGGCUGUACGGAGAAGAAAAAUAAAAAGAAAAGGUUGUCCACUACCAGACUUUGUCGUGUGUCCUUCCUGCCGGCCGGGAGCGGACAUCGACAUUUGGAGGCCCGCCCGGGGACUGAUCACCCCCGAGACGUGGAAGUGGACAACGCUCCAGUACAGAGCUGCGAGACAGGUGAGUUGGGGAUAAGCCUGGGCUCUGGGUGGCGCGCACCUACAGGGCUUUUAGACUCCCCUCAGGCUCACGCGUAAGUGGCGGAUUCCUUGGGCCUCACGCGGUGAGUAACAUAUUAAAAGAUGGGAAACAUGUUAGGUAGCAACACUAAGAGCGAGGGUGGUUGUGGAGAAAGCUCUCAAGAGCUUACAAAAGUACGCAGGGUAUCUGAGCAGGCCCAGUCAGGGAGCUCCCGAGAGGGGUCCGUCAAGGGGAACAAGGAUGCUAAGGAGAAGGACGGGGCUCUAGCCUCGGAGUCGUCUGACUCCGAGGACGAGGGAAAGUUGAAUGGCAAGGAGGCCAAAGAGACCAGCUGUCAGGAGCCUAAGUCGCUCAAUAAGGAGUCGCAGGGUUCUUUUCCAGCGUUGCCCCGCGAAUUGCGCUCUGCUCAACCUGGUCUGCGGAGGAGUAGAGAGCUCCUGAGCGCUCCCCGGUGCGAGAGGGAGGCGAAGCCUUCCGCCCCACCUUGGGGGCCGUUUCCGGAGGCGAUUCCUCGCCACGAGGCGGCCGCCUGGGAGCUCUCUCCCCUUUCGCCAGAACAGGAAGUGAUGCACGGGCCCCCAUUUUCCGCCCAAUCACGGCCGCUGUCUUAUGCUCCGCCGCCGGCGGGUCGGUAUUUUUACAGGCGGCUUUGGCAGGGGGGACGCUUGUCUCAUGAGGUACAUCCACCUGGGAUAGAUAGUGGCCCCUACGGGAUAUUUCCUGUACAAGUAGCUAUGGGCCAGGGACGCAAUGUAUGGGAGCCUUUUGAGAUAAAGCAGAUUAGAGAACUUAAAAAUGCAGUUACAACCUUUGGGCCGACUGCGCCUUACACCAUUGCCAUGCUGGAGAAUCUGUCUUCUGGGCCCCUCACCCCCGCGGACUGGAUUCAGCUGGCAAAGGCGUGUCUGCCCUCGGGUAGUUACCUGGAUUGGCGAGCCUGGUACACAGAGUUCUCUGCCGAGCAGGCUGAGAAAAACGCCGGUCGAGGAAAUGGAGGCUGGAGAUCUAGCUCAGCGGCAUAAGCGCCUGCCUUGUAAGCAGGCAAUCGCCAGUUCGAUCCCUGGUACCAAUAAAAAAAAAAAAAAAAAAAAAAACAAAAAAAAAAACGAAAAAGAUAAAAAUAAAAAAUAAAAAAUAAAAAACAAAAAGGGGGAGUAGGCCAAGGCCUGGCCCCAAAGGCACGAUUAUCCAUGGCACUAUUCACACACAAUUUUUUAAAUUUAAAUAAUGAUAAUCGCUCCCCAGCUGUGGAGCACUGCAACCCUUCCCCCAACCAUAAAGGGUGGGUGAAGUGGAAAGAUGUCCUGACAGGACAAUGGAUGGGCCCGGAUCCAGUGGUCAGCUGGAACCGAGGCGCGGUUUGUGUUUUCCCACAGGAACCGGGACGAGAACCACUGUGGAUACCAGAGAGACUGACACGGGCAACAAAGCCCUCGACUGAAGAUCAGACCUGCCCUACUGGAGAUCCAUCACAGACCAACCAAUAAGAUGAAUAGAAAUAGCGGUAGCCCGAAAUGGACAAGAAGAUCCUCAGGCAUAUGCAUGGCUUGCUCAAUUGGCCCACGACCGAGUCUAGAUAUGGCGGGCAUCCCUCAUUCUCCUCCAUAAGGUGACAAUACACAGCAGGGUAGGUGAGUCAAUGACGGGUAAGAGCGUGCCUCCCCAGCACGACUCGACCUAAGCCAGGCCCUACCCCAUCCUGCACGUAAGCCGCUGGACUGUUAGAUGCUGCCCAGGUCUAAAUUUCUCUCCGAGGGGAUUUCUUUACGGAGAGGAAAUGAGUGCAAGCUUGUGUGCAUCCAGGUUCCGUCCAGUUUGUGCCUGGCCCUAGAAAAAGGACGAGGGCCUCAGGGCCUUGGCAGACCAUGGCAUGGCCAACCAGGGUCUAAGCCAAGGACCUACGGUGGGCCUACACAUAGGGCAUAAGCCUCUGCACCCAGUCCAGGAAGGGCUACGAUGCGCACAUUCAUAAAAAAUAAAAUAGGGGGAGAUGUUGGGAGCCGCGUCUGUGAUAGCUCGCCUUGCGCGGCGGACGUGCGGCCUGUGGUAAAGAGCAAAGCCUGAGGUAGAUUACCCCUCCCAUCGAAUAUGUUAGUUUCCUGCUUACCGCGUAAACAACCCGCUCAACAAUAUAGUCUGCCUGGCAACUGAUGAUGUUAGCCAAUCAGCUUGCCUUGCUUACUUUAACAUGAUUGGACACUGUACCCGUAUAUAUACCGGUGCCACCCCUGGGCGGAAGAAGAAGCCAGGUAGAAGCCCAGAAGUAAAAGCCCAAAAGGAGCCGCGGAGAGCGGACCGGUAGAGGCUUUGGGGCAGACUGAAGCACAAAAGGAGCCGCGGGGAGCGGACCAGAGGAGGCUUCAGCUGGGAGAACCCAGGGCAGGCUGUACGGAGAAGGAAAAUAAAAAGAAAAGGUUUUCCACUACCA
Cavia porcellus (domestic guinea pig) is the source of this 4216-nucleotide messenger RNA. Its product is annotated as igE-binding protein-like. The record is from RefSeq and is a predicted model, not a curated record. The coding region runs from base 1890 to 2810 and encodes 306 amino acids. Lineage: Eukaryota; Metazoa; Chordata; Mammalia; Rodentia; Caviidae. Gene Ontology annotation, biological process: viral process. The transcript has 2 exons.